Molecule: messenger RNA, 8072 nt
Organism: Passer montanus (Eurasian tree sparrow)
Lineage: Eukaryota; Metazoa; Chordata; Aves; Passeriformes; Passeridae
Gene: RIMS2
Product: regulating synaptic membrane exocytosis 2
Exons: 38
Coding region: 25-5343 (1772 amino acids)
Biological process (GO): regulation of synaptic plasticity; positive regulation of synaptic transmission; regulation of membrane potential
Cellular component (GO): presynaptic membrane; cytoskeleton of presynaptic active zone
Molecular function (GO): small GTPase binding; transmembrane transporter binding
Source: RefSeq, a predicted model, not a curated record
CGGCGGCGGCAGCUCCUACCAAACAUGUCGGCUCCCGCCGGGCCCCGGAGCGGCCCCGCCGCUCCUCAGCCUCCUCCGGCCCCGCAGCCCGAGAUGCCGGACCUCAGCCACCUCACGGAGGAAGAGCGGAAGAUCAUCCUGGCCGUCAUGGACCGCCAGAAGAAGGAAGAGGAGAAGGAGCAAUCCGUGCUCAAGGUCAAAGAAGAGCAAAAACCACAGCCGACACAGUGGUUUCCCUUUAGUGGGAUCACUGAGCUGGUAAAUAACGUUCUUCAACCACAGCAAAAACAGCAAAAUGAAAAGGAGCCCCAGACAAAAUUACAUCAGCAGUUUGAGAUGUAUAAGGAGCAAGUCAAGAAGAUGGGUGAAGAAUCACAGCAGCACCAGGAGCAGAAGGGUGAUGCCCCAACCUGUGGCAUCUGCCACAAAACCAAAUUUGCUGAUGGCUGUGGCCAUAACUGUUCCUAUUGCCAAACGAAAUUCUGCGCGCGCUGCGGAGGAAGAGUGUCUCUGCGGUCCAACAAGGAGGACAAAGUGGUAAUGUGGGUAUGUAACUUGUGCCGAAAACAACAAGAAAUCCUCACGAAGUCGGGAGCCUGGUUCUAUAACAGCGGGUCACACGCCCCGCAGCAGCCGGACCAAGAGGGAAGCAGAGCUCUGAGGAACGAGGAAGCACCGCAAGAGAAAAAAGCAAAACUGCAGGAGCACCCGCAGUACCAGGGACCACCAGGUGACAUAUCCACACAAGCUUUGGACAAAAACAGGUCUCAAGGGCUCACAAGACAAGACUCAAUUAAGAAUGGUUCAGCAGUAAAGCAUCCAGUAGCGAGUGACACAUCAGACAGGAAAAGAAGCCCUUCAAUAUCAAGAGAACAGAGCAGAAGAUACGACCAAAGGGACGAGAGAGACGAAUAUUCACAGUAUGCUACAUCAGACAGUGCGAUGCCCAGGUCACCAUCAGAUUAUUCAGAUAGGCGGUCACAGCGUGGGCCCCAGUUAUACGAGGAACCUGAACUGGGUGAUUAUAGAGAUUCCAACAGAAGGAGCCGCAGGCGUUCCAAGGAGUAUCCGGUAGAAGAAGAAGAUGCACAAAGCAGGGAAGAAUAUGAGAGGCAAAGGAGGGAAGAGGAAUACCAGGCACGGUACCGGAGUGAUCCUAAUUUGGCUCGUUAUCCAGUCAAGCCGCAGCCAUAUGAGGAGCAGAUGCGUAUCCACGCUGAAGUGUCCCGAGCGCGGCAUGAACGCAGGCAUAGCGAUGUCUCACUGGCAAAUACAGAGCUGGAGGAUUCCCGGAUGUCCAUGCUCAGGAUGGAACGGCCGUCAAGACAAAGAUCCGUGUCUGAGCGCAGGGCCGCCAUGGAAAACCAACGUUCAUACUCUAUGGAAAGAACUCGAGAGGCUCAGGGACCAAGUCCCAAUCGUCAGAGGACCACAAAUCAUAGCCCUCCUACACCUAGGAGGAGUCCAAUUCCUCUGGAAAGACCAGACAUGAGGCGCUCUGAUUCUUUAAGGAAACAGCAUCAUUUGGAUCCCAGUUCUGCUGUCCGGAAAACAAAACGUGAAAAGAUGGAGACCAUGUUACGGAAUGAUUCACUCAGCUCGGACCAGUCUGAAUCUGUCAGACCUCCACCACCAAAGCCCCAUAAAACGAAAAAAGGAGGUAAAAUGCGCCAGGUUUCAUUAAGUAGCUCAGAAGAAGAAUUGGCAUCCACACCAGAAUAUACAAGUUGUGAUGAUGUAGAGAUUGAAAGUGAAAGUGUUAGUGAAAAAGGGGACAGUCAAAGGGGAAAAAGAAAAACUAGUGAGCAGGCAGUUUUGUCGGAUUCUAACACCUUAUCCGAGAGGCAAAAGAAAAUGGUCUGCUUUGGUGGCCACUCUUUGGAAGAGGACUUGGAAUGGUCUGAGCCUCAGAUAAAAGACUCUGGGGUAGAUACGUGUAGUAGCACAACUCUAAACGAGGAACAUAGCCAUAGUGAGAAGCAUCCAGUAACUUGGCAACCAUCCAAAGAUGGAGAUCGUCUCAUUGGUCGGAUUUUGUUAAAUAAGCGACUAAAAGAUGGAAGUGUGCCUAGAGAUUCAGGAGCAAUGCUUGGAUUGAAGGUAGUAGGAGGAAAGAUGACUGAAUCAGGUCGACUCUGCGCAUUUAUCACCAAAGUUAAAAAAGGAAGCUUAGCUGAUACAGUGGGGCAUCUUAGACCAGGUGAUGAAGUAUUAGAAUGGAAUGGAAGGAUACUACAAGGAGCCACCUUUGAGGAGGUGUAUAAUAUAAUUUUAGAAUCCAAACCUGAGCCGCAAGUAGAGCUUGUAGUUUCAAGACCAAUAGGGGACAUUCCCAGAAUACCUGACAGCACACAUGCACAGCUGGAGUCCAGUUCUAGUUCAUUUGAAUCUCAAAAAAUGGACCGACCUUCCAUUUCAGUGACUUCUCCUAUGAGUCCUGGCAUGUUAAGGGAUGUUCCACAGUUCUUGUCUGGACAACUUUCAAGCCAAAGCCUUAGUAGAAGAACAACGCCUUUUGUUCCUAGGGUUCAGAUAAAACUGUGGUAUGACAAGGUUGGUCAUCAGUUAAUAGUGACCAUACUGGGAGCAAAGGAUCUUCCUUCAAGGGAAGAUGGGAGGCCAAGGAAUCCUUAUGUUAAAAUUUACUUUCUUCCAGACAGAAGUGAUAAAAAUAAAAGAAGAACAAAAACAGUAAAGAAAACAUUGGAACCUAAGUGGAAUCAGACAUUUAUUUAUUCUCCAGUUCAUCGGAGAGAGUUUAGAGAACGAAUGUUAGAAAUCACUCUUUGGGACCAAGCACGAGUUCGAGAGGAAGAAAGUGAAUUUUUAGGAGAGAUUCUUAUUGAGUUAGAGACAGCAUUACUAGAUGAUGAACCCCACUGGUACAAGCUUCAAACACAUGAUGUCUCUUCAUUGCCACUUCCCCAUCCCUCACCAUAUUUGCCGCGCAGACAGCUCCAUGGAGAGAGUCCCACACGGAGGUUACAAAAUAAAGGCUUAUAUUCAUAUAAUUCAGGAUCCAAAAGAAUCAGUGACAGCGAAGUCUCUGAUUAUGACUGUGAUGAUGGAAUUGGUGUUGUUUCAGAUUACCGACAUAAUGGGAGAGAUCUUCAAAGUUCAACACUGUCAGUGCCAGAGCAAGUAAUGUCAUCUAACCAUUGUUCUCGAUCAGGGUCCCCUCACCGUGGAGAUAGUAUAGGACGGACUAGAUCGUGGUCUCCCAGUGUCCCUCCCCCACAAAGUCGGAAUGUGGAUCAGGGACUGCGAGGGACUCGAUCCACUGCUGCGCAUUACAACACCCUGAGCCGCAUGGACAGGCACCGAGCUGUGGACGACCACUACUCCCCAGACAGAGAGAGUCAUUAUGUUACUUUACCUCGUUCCCGGUACACCCAGUCCUCAGAUCACCAUUACAGGGAUGUCAGCCAGGAUCACACAAUGUAUCCUCUGUUUUGUGAAGAUGCAAUCAGAUUGCUCCGCUCCCGUACGAUGUGCCGUACCUAUUCUGAGGGUGCUUACUAUGAUCUUGAGAGGAGGACUAGGCAGGAGAGAAGAGUGCCUAAUUCAUAUUAUGAUGACACAGCCUAUACUCCUGAAAGGUGGUACAAUGGUGCAAGUUCAUGGGCAGAUGAUAUAGUCAAUGGUUCAGCUGAAAAAUAUGGGAAUUGUGAAGCAGCAGAUAGACAGCCAUAUCAAAGAUCCAGAUCAACAGAGCAACGUCCUGUGCUAGAGCGGACCAACUCCCGCUCCCGAUCCACAGAGCGUCCUGACUCAAACCUCAUCAGGUCGAUGCCUUCAUUAAUGACUGGAAGAUCUGCCCCUCCUUCACCUGCCUUACCGAGGUCACAUCCUCGAACUGGGUCUGUCCAGACAAGUCCAUCAAGUACUCCAGUAGUGGGGCGAAGGGGCAGGCAGCUACCACAGCUCCCACCAAAGGGGACGUUGGAGAGAAACAAUGGAGACAAGGAGAUAGAGUCUUAUGAAGAAGUUACAUGGGAAGACCAGCAGAAAAAGGUGAAUGGUACAAUAACUGAUGACAAACCAUUGCCGAAAAAGAAACACCAUUCUGAGACAGAAGAAAAGAAAACAGAUCCAGAGAAUGGGGAUACAGGUGCACUGGAUGUAGAAGAAAGGAAUCGCCAAAUGAAAAUGAGCAAGUACAAACAGGUAGCAGGAUCAGAUUCCAGGCUGGAACAAGAUUAUCAUUCUAAGUACCGGUCAGGGCGGGAUCCUCACCGAGGCUCAGACAAUGUUUCCAACAAGUCCUCGGACAGCGACGUCAGCGACGUCUCGGCCGUGUCCCGGACCAGCAGCGCUUCCCGCUUCAGCAGCACGAGCUACAUGUCCGUGCAGUCGGAGCGCCCAAGGGGAAACAAGAAAAUCAGUGUCUUUACAUCCAAAAUGCAAAGCAGACAGAUGGCCAUCUCAGGAAAGAACAUGACUAAGAGCACCAGCAUCAGCGGGGAGAUGUACACGCUGGAGAAGAACGACGGCAGCCAGUCAGACACGGCAGUGGGCACUGUUGGUGGUGGCAGCAAAAAGAGGCGCUCCAGCAUUGGCGCGAAGAUGGUCGCCAUCGUGGGGCUGUCGAGAAAGAGCCGGAGCACGUCACAACUCAGCCAGACUGAAGCAGGGGGCAAGAAGCUGCGGAGCACCGUCCAGAGGAGCACGGAGACAGGGCUGGCCGUGGAGAUGAGGAACUGGAUGACUCGCCAGGCAAGCCGGGAGUCGACGGAUGGGAGCAUGAACAGCUACAGCUCUGAGGGAAAUUUGAUAUUCCCUGGUGUGAGGUUGGCUGCAGACAGCCAGUUCAGUGAUUUUCUGGAUGGACUUGGUCCCGCCCAGCUUGUAGGACGACAGACAUUGGCAACCCCAUCAAUGGGAGAUAUUCAGGUGGGAAUGAUGGAUAAGAAAGGACAACUGGAAGUAGAAAUAAUCCGAGCCCGUGGCCUUGUUGUAAAACCAGGUUCAAAGACACUGCCAGCACCAUACGUAAAGGUGUAUCUAUUAGAAAAUGGAGUCUGCAUAGCCAAAAAGAAAACAAAGGUAGCAAGAAAAACGCUGGAACCACUUUAUCAGCAACUUCUAUCCUUUGAAGAAAGUCCCCAGGGGAAAGUUUUACAGAUAAUUGUUUGGGGAGACUAUGGACGUAUGGAUCACAAAUCCUUUAUGGGAGUGGCACAGAUACUUUUAGAUGAACUGGACCUGUCCAACAUGGUGAUUGGGUGGUUCAAACUUUUCCCUCCUUCUUCCCUAGUAGACCCAACCUUAGCUCCUCUCACUAGAAGAGCUUCCCAAUCAUCUCUUGAAAGUUCAACAGGACCUUCUUACGCUCGCUCAUAGCAGCUGUGAAACUGUUGUCAUAGCAACCAGCGUUACAAAAAAAUAAAAUUACAGGUCGCAAACCCUGGUAACACUGCAUGCUUAAUGUUGUGUCUUCUGAGCCUGUUUCUAGGGCUGCAACGCGAUCCUGUGUUCUCAAGGAAGUUGCACACAUUGUGCCCUACAGAAGGCCCUCAGGUGAUGGACUCAAAUCAUGAAGAACUGAUAGGUUUGGAGUUCAGGGACUCAGUUUUGGUCCAAUCUGAAGCCAUGGACUAAACUAAAAAAAAAAUCAAUCUGUUUCAUGCAACAAAAGUCCUUUUCAAUGGCAUAUCUGUUUUGUUGCUCCCUUUUCUUUAUUUAUCUGCCCUCCCCUCCUAAAGUUUGGUUAUGCCACAGAAACGGAGUUACCCUCCCAUGGAGCCACGUUACAAGUCAGUGGAUUAGCAGAGAUUGAAGAAAAGAAACUAAGGAUGCUGGAAAAGUCAACUGGCACUUGCAGCAGUUGCUUGAGAUCUGAAAACUCUUCAUAUUGAAAAGGUUCAAGACUUAAAGUGGCAGGCUUCAUACCUCCAGCUGUUCACACAGUGAAACCCCAGACAUGAUGGACUCUCUGAAAAAUAAAGUUCUGUGGAUAUACUGUACUGUAUGAAAUUAAGAAACUUUUUUGCAUGGACACAGAUUUAGCUGAACACUUAAAUUAUUUUCUUGGGGCUGCAACUUGCAAAAAAAAAAAAAGAAUAAAUCAGCCAUUUUCAACAGUUUAUAUUAUUUUUAAAGAUAAAUUUCACUAGUGCAUGGUUUUAAAGGGAAGAGAAUGCAACAGGGUGAUACAAAGACACACCACGUUUAUCAUUCUUUAAACCAGUCAUGGUCUGUGUUUUUGCAGACUUCUAUUAAAAAUAAAAAAAUAAUUUCUAGCAAAUAUUUAAAAUUCUGUUUAUGUGACAAGAAAUAAGUGUAAUAUAUUAAAUUUAUUUAAAUGUAAAAGGUACAAGCCUUGUAAAGUUCAACAUAAUGUGCAAAUUGUACACUUCUUUUACCUCCUUCUUUCUCUAUCUCUCCUCCCAGUCUCCCUUCUUCCUUUCGCUCUUUUCCCCCUCUACCUCCCAGGAUGAUCAGCAUAUUCUAAAAUGGCUACCUUUUGACUUAUUAUUGUCUUAUGCCCCAUAUUUGGUUCAGGGUUGCAGAUUGUUCUGCAUUUCUGAAUUAUUUGAGAAAAAUAUUGUUUAAGAGCUUACUUUUUUUCAAGCAUGUUGAAAAGGAUUUUGCAACAUGGCUUGGGAGUACAUUAAUGUAAUUCAGCAUGUAUUUGAUAAAGAAGAUAUUUGAAUUUUUGCAAUUUAUUGUACAGUGCAUGGUAACUUAUUUUCAUUUUUUCUCACCUUCAAAUUGAAUUCUACAGCAAAAUACUGGAAUCAUGUGGCCAUUGUAAGAUGUCUUCAAUAAAUUUGUGUUCAGCACCAGCAUCUUUCAUUCAAAGACUGAACUAUUAUUUCUUGAAGGUUUUUGGAAAGAGGAAAAAUUAAGUACCUGAUUGAUUUUUAGGAAACAAAUUUAAGUAUUUUUAUUUGCACUAAACCAAAUUGAUUGCUACAUUUUUGAAAUAACAGAAGCAACAAAGGUUACAAAUCCAUACAGUUCUUCUGCUGUAAAGUUCAAUUUUCAUAAAUUACAUUUGCGUUGCAAAAGACAUAAUUAGAUAAUAUCAGUCUGGAAGGUAUCAGUCUUUGGUUGGUAAAAUAGCCUUAAAGAAAGCUUGUCAGUACUACUCUGUCAGCUAUUUGACACCAUUACCAGAACCUUGCUGCAGUUAAUGGAUCUUCAGAACCCUGGGCUUUGUAGCAGACAGUGACUACCAUCGGGUGGUGCUGCAAGUUCAAGCUUCUCAUGAAGUUUCGUUAUUUAAAGGGAAUGUAACUGGUUAAUGUUUAAUUACAAAAUAUCCUUUUCUUUUUUUUCUUUUUCCUGGGUCUUUGUAUGCCUUUAAUACCUACUUAAGGUUUAAUAUUGAAAUCUUGCAAUAAUUUUUGAAGUAUGUUACAUUUACCUUUAUGGCCACACAGAAUUAUUCUGAUUUUAUUUGAAAAUCUGUUGAAGUUUCCCAUUAACAAAUUGUACAUGCCUGGUAAGAGGGAAAAAGUAAUAACAGUAUCACUUAUAAUGCCUUUUACUUUGUGCAAUAUCAUAGAAAAUGAGAUUGUGUCUUGUCUGCAGAGUUUAUAUAAUGGAUUAUUGUUAAGUUAAUAGACAGACUGGUAAAAUUAUAUUUAUUGAAAUAAUUUAGACACCUGUCGACCAGCAGCAAAUAAAUACUACUAACAUGCAGUCUACAAUAUCCCCUAGGAUAUUAAACAAAAAUACAUAACCAUUUUCCUGACACUGUGAGAUGUGCUCACACAUUCUUGUAUGCAUAGUCCUCUAUAAAUUAUUUCAAAUUUUAAAAUCAAGGACAUGACGCAUGGAAGGUUUGUACAUAAUUGUCAUUAUGCAGUAUUUAUUUUAAAAAAAUUAAUGUUUUUUUUUAAUUUUCACACGUCUGCAAUUCUACUUAUGGUUUAGUCAUGUAAAUAGUACUAUUCCAGUGAUCACUGCUGUCUUGUAAAUAGUACGUUUUAAAAAGUUAAAAGGAAUUACAGUUGGGGAAAAAAAAGGGCAGAUUAGGCCUGUAAUGAACACCAACUAAUGUAAAUCAAACUCAUUCUGGUGAUGGUAUUUAACACUUUAAAUAAAACAUUUUCUUUACAGAA